This is a messenger RNA of Gymnogyps californianus (California condor), 5147 nucleotides long. It is a transcript of the gene NHLRC2, whose product is annotated as NHL repeat containing 2. Gene Ontology annotation, molecular function: protein binding. The record is from RefSeq and is a predicted model, not a curated record. The coding region runs from base 135 to 2315 and encodes 726 amino acids. NCBI's taxonomy places the organism in Eukaryota, Metazoa, Chordata, Aves, Accipitriformes, Cathartidae. The transcript is spliced from 12 exons.
AAAAAAAAAAUCCCACCGUUUAAAUUAUUGGUGCCUUCUUUGGACUUUGUCCGGAGGUGCCGAAUGAGCGGCGGUGAAACGGCAGGCCGGUAAACAGCGGCCCGUCCUGGCCGCGGGCUCGCCCAGGAGGCGUCAUGGCGGCGGGGGGCCUGGCGGGGCUCCUGCCCGCCCAGACCCAGCUGGAGUACGCCCUGCUCGACGCCGAUACUCUCCAGGAGAAGGAGAACUUGGUCUACCAGUAUCUGAAGAAGAUGGACAGCCGGGAGCGGGACCUAACGGUGCCCGAGCUCGGCGGAGAUCUACAAUGGUUAAACACGGAAGGUCCUAUUUCUCUUCACAAAGACCUUUGUGGAAAAGUUGUGGUGUUGGAUUUCUUUACUUACUGCUGCAUCAAUUGCUUGCACCUGCUGCCUGAUCUCCACGCGUUAGAGCACCAGUACUCUGAUAAAGAUGGUCUUAUUAUUGUUGGUGUCCAUUCAGCAAAAUUCCCAAAUGAAAAAGUUCUGGAUAACAUUAAAAGUGCCAUUCUGAGGUACAAUAUCGUCCACCCUGUAGUAAAUGAUGCAGAUGCAACACUGUGGCAUGAACUAGAAGUGUCCUGCUGGCCAACUCUGGUCAUUCUCGGGCCUCGUGGAAAUAUGCUGUUUUCGCUUGUUGGAGAGGGACACAGAGAGAAGUUGUUUUUAUUUACUUCUAUAACACUGAAAUUCUACAAGGAGAGAGGACAAAUCAAAGAUAACAACAUUGGAAUAAAGCUAUACAGAGACUCCCUCCCACCUUCUCCCCUGCUGUUUCCUGGCAAAGUGACCAUAGAUAAUUCAGGAGAAAGGCUGGUAAUAGCAGACACUGGACAUCACAGGAUUUUGGUUACUCAAAAAAAUGGACAAAUUCUACACACUAUUGGAGGUCCAAACAGUGGAAGGAGAGAUGGAAGAUUUUCAGAGGCAGCUUUCAACUCACCACAAGGGAUCACUAUAAAAAAUAAUGUUAUUUAUGUAGCUGAUACAGAAAAUCACCUAAUUAGAAAGAUUGACCUGGAAUUAGAGAUGGUGACCACUGUAGCAGGCAUUGGGAUACAAGGUGUUGAUAAGGAAGGUGGAGCAAUAGGAGAAGAACAGCCUAUCAGCUCUCCGUGGGAUGUGGUCUUCGGAAAUUCAAUUUCAGGCGCCCAGGAAGAUGAUGUUUUAUGGAUAGCAAUGGCAGGCACUCAUCAGGUAUGGGCACUGAUGUUGGAAGGUGGAAAACUACCAAAGGGAAGUGAUUUAAAGAAAGGAGCCUGCCUUCGAUUUGCUGGGAGUGGAAAUGAAGAGAACAGAAACAACGCAUACCCGCAUAAGGCAGGCUUUGCACAGCCUUCCGGUCUCUCUCUGGCUUCCGAGGAACCAUGGAACUGCCUUUUUGUAGCGGAUAGCGAGAGCAGCACUGUGCGAACCAUCUCUCUGAAAGACGGAGCAGUGAAGCACCUUGUAGGAGGAGAGAGAGAUCCAUUGAAUUUGUUUGCCUUUGGUGAUGUGGAUGGAGCAGGCAUAAAUGCAAAGCUACAGCAUCCCUUAGGAGUAACAUGGGACAAGAAAAGAAAACUGCUUUAUGUGGCAGAUUCCUAUAAUCAUAAGAUUAAGGUUGUAGAUCCCAAGAUGAAGAACUGUGCUACCCUGGCAGGCACAGGAGAAGCAAGCAAUGUUAUUGGUUCCAGCUUUACACAAUCAACUUUUAAUGAACCGGGAGGUUUGUGUGUUGAAGAAAAUGGCCGCUUGAUGUAUGUUGCAGACACAAAUAAUCAUCAGAUUAAAGUGCUGGAUUUGGAAACAAAAAUUCUUUCCAUGUUGCCUGUCCUGAAUCCAGAAGCACGCGAUGUUCCAGAUAACCUGCCUGUGCAAAAGGAUAAAAUACCAAACCUUCCAAAACUGCCUAAAUCUGCACCAAAUGUUCAACUUCCUUCACUAACUGUAGCUCCUGGCCAGACAAUUCAGUUUUUAUUAAAGUUGACUCUUCCUCCAGAUUCAAAACUGAAUGAAGAAGCACCCAAUUCCUGGUUUAUCACAGCAGAAGAUAAUACCUGGUUGCUUCAAGGACAGUGUCUGUCUGGAGAAAUAAAGGAUGUUUCCUGUCAAACUAUCAUUCCCUUUCAGUUACCCAGGAGCUGUCUGUCAGCUGAAGCCAUCCUGGCUAUCAAAGCAUGCCUCUACUAUUGCAGCAGAGGUAGCAGUGCCUGUAUGAUGAAAGGAGUCUCAUUCAGUCAGCCUUUACAAAUAGCUAAUACAAACCAAGGCAGCUUGACUCAAGUUGAACUGAUACAUGCAUUUUUAACCAACUAACCCAAAGCCAGCUAAUUUCAUGCUUUAUUUUACUAUCCACCAUUUCUGUAGGAGAAAAUACGAAUAAAUAACUUUUCUCUGUUUUUCAUUUUCCUGGAGCUUAUGACAAAGCUAAGAAAUAAUAUACUUGGUAAAAUGAAGUAGAGUUCCCUACAGCUUAACGUGAAAAUUUAUCGUCACAACCUCAUUUCUUUUCAUUACAGUAGCAGCAAUAAUAUUGUAAUACUCUAGGCUCUGUUGCCAAUUGUGGCUAUAUUGGAUGUAUGCCAUUCUAAGCAACGAGCAACAAUUUUUAGAGUCCUUUUGAAAGAGCUGGUGUUACUUUGUGAUGUCACUGUAAGAAGUUCUUUGCACUGUACAUACUGUUAGAAGAGCUAGAUCAUUUUGGACUAACAAUUACAAAUUCCUUUUGUGCCCUUAUUAAAUUUUAAUAGAAUGUCAAAACGAAUAGUUUCUUCUCCCGGCUGUAAAAGAAGUAUCUUGCUUAUUUUUCUGUAAUGGCAUUUAUGGCACAUGUAUUUUGAAAAUACAUUUUAAACUAGGUGCACCUCUAAUUUUAUGCAAACUGAGUAUUUUGCUUAACUAGAUAUGACCGCCUUAUAUGACGAGCAUAGUUUCAUGGAAGAAUUUCUGUGAAAAGAAGUGUUCAAGUUCCUACAGAAGAAUUUCCUGCUGAUUUCUAACAAAGAAUGUGCCCCUCUCUAAUGUGUAUAUAUAUAAAGAAAAAAACCACAAAACCAUGUUGGAGUUUUUCUGAUACAUACCAAUUUACAUUUUAUAGUAAGUGGUAGAUAAUGGUUGAAUAUCUAAACUGCAAAAAUUAAGUGUCAGUGAUGUCAAGCAGGGUGAAUCACUUUCCUACUUUUAUGAUUUCUCUGUAAAGACUUGUCUGAAGACUUCUGUCUUGCAAAUACAUAAUAUUAAGAAGAAUAUUAUACUCUUCAAGUCUGAUUCAGAGUCUUUUGAAGUCACUGUUAGCCCCCGAUUUGUAAUAGUGGCCACUGAACCUAAACUGUAUAUUUAAUAAUGGAUUAUUUGGUAACCUAAUCUUUGGGUAAGGUGCUUUAAAACUAUUACAAAACUCUGCCUUUGGUUGUUAAGAGUUUCGCAAGUAAAAUUCCUUCAAUUUGCCAUAGUAAGUAGCAGGAAUACAGGAGGGGGUGCAAGUUUUUUAUUUGAACUGGGAGGGUUUCCACAGUGCUUAAGUGAUAACUGGAUUGGGCUCUGUGCUCUGGUCAUGAGGAUCAGUUCUGAGAAGAUGAUUUUGAUUUAAGUUUGAAGUUAAUAUUUUUACAUAUAUUAUAAAGUACAGUAGUGAAAGAAUUUUUAUAUAGUCUUUUCUAAAACAAUCACCAUUGUUCCUGACACCUGUAAGUAAAUCCCCAGUAUGAUUUGUUGUUGCUCUUUCUUACUUAUAGGCUGACCGAAAUGUUGGUCAUGAACCCAAGAGGCUUUUGUUUUAAGGGAACCAUAUGGACUGGCGUGGUUUUUCCUUCCAUUGAAAUGCCAGUCUCUCUGCAAGUUCUCUGUACUACCAGAAAUGGUUAUUAUCUCACCUGUCAGCAAGGCAAGGGCUGAACUAUUAUUUUUCUUGUGUUUGUUUUUUUAAGCAACUUUUCUAAUUCAGUGUUUCAGCUCCUUUGGGUAAGCCUCUCAAUUCUCACAUGCCAUUUAGAAGAAGGAGAAAGCUUUGCUACUUUGUUCACAGAUUGCAAAUGCUAUUGGAAGGAUGAAGGUAAAGAAACUGAUUUGGGCAUUUAUCAUUUUUUACACUUUAGUACAAUACACUCUUUCAGAAUUGUUUGUUUGUUUGUUUAACUUUGGAUAGUAGCCAGGAAACUGUAGAUCAGCUUCCAGCCAGCCCACAAAUUUUCUGUUGCUUACUGUAAAAAACAAGCAUUAGUUUCAGAAGUUCAGAAUAACAAACCAAACUGUUACAGUUAUCUUGACCGUACAAUUCAGCAGAUGGAUUUUUUUCUCUCAUUUUCAACUAGAAUGACAUUAUAUUUGUCUAUUUCAAUUGGAUGACAUCAUCAAAUUCUGCCUGUAUUCCAGUAUUCAAAAAAAAAAAAGGUCAACAAAUCUGACACUUUUUAAUUAAUGUAUUGCUGUAGGGGAAAGACUGUGUUUCCUAACUUUAACUAUUGCGUGUAAUGUUUAAAUAUAGUAUUGUAGAUAUGUUUUCUAUCUAAAUGUACAUGUAUAAAUGUGUGUUUAAGUGUCAUAUCCUUUUUGUUUUCAAGUUGCGACUUUUAGUCACUGCAUGUAGACACACUCAGAACCACUAUAAGCUUAUUGGGAAGGGGUGAUAGUAGGUAGUAGGAAAACUGUUGCAUAAGCAUCAAGCUGAAGUCCAGGAUCAAACUGUAAAGGACCUUUAAAUAUUUAGUUGUAACCAAAUUUUAAACAAUUGUAAUUCAAGGAAAACAGUUUCAAAUUUACUAGUGGAGAGCAGGAAUAUAUCUGUUUGAACCAGUUUUUUCUUUAUCUUUUCUUUUAAGUCCAUGUCUUGCGGCAGAUGACUGAAUCAUAUAAACUAGGGGAGUGGGGGGUGGUAUACUAUAUCUGUGCUACUAUUACUCUUUCUACAAAGCCUCAGAGCAUUCCUUGCUACUGCACUGUAAUGGCUUUAUGCUAAAGGAGAGGCAGAAGGUAAAAGACACAACUCACUAUUUACAAAGAAAAGCUGUAUAUCCCAAAAUGCUUUCUCCUUGCAUCCGGCAAGUCCUAAACCCUUUUAGGCAAUAACCCCUUUAGUUUGCAAGGGUGAGCUGCUUUUCCUGACUCAUCUUAGUGGGUUUCACACAGGGACACUGCGCUAAUCGUUCUCCU